Molecule: messenger RNA, 1366 nt
Organism: Oryza sativa Japonica Group (Japanese rice)
Lineage: Eukaryota; Viridiplantae; Streptophyta; Magnoliopsida; Poales; Poaceae
Product: GDSL esterase/lipase At1g09390
Molecular function (GO): hydrolase activity, acting on ester bonds
Source: RefSeq, a predicted model, not a curated record
GCCAAAUGCUCCAAUCGAUCGAUCAGAGCUCCAAAUCAGUAAGAGACAGCUAGGUAGGUACCAGCAAAAUUACCACUAAUAUAACUACGAGAAUUAGCAAAAUUUGAUUAGCAAUGAGAAUGAGAGGCAGUAGGAUUGCUCUCCUGCUGCUGAUGCUCCUGCAGUGCGGCGGCUUGCCGGGGAUCGCCGUCGGCAGGUGCGUCGUCUUCAACUUCGGCGACUCCAACUCCGACACGGGCUCCCUCCCCGCCGCCUUCGGCUUCUACCUCGGCCCUCCCGCCGGCCGCCGCUUCUUCCACCGCCAAACCGGCCGCUGGUCCGACGGCCGCCUCUACAUCGACUUUAUCGCUGAGAAGCUCAAGAUCAGCUACCUGAGCCCGUACAUGGAGUCGUCGGGCUCCGACUUCACCUCCGGCGUCAACUUCGCGGUGGCCGGAGCGGCGGUGACGCAGAAGAGCGCCAUCCCGCUCGGCCUCGACACGCAGGUCAACCAGUUCCUCCACUUCAAGAACCGCACCCGCGAGCUCCGGCCGCGCGGCGCCGGCUCCAUGAUCGCCGAGAGCGAGUUCCGCGACGCCGUCUACGCCAUCGACAUCGGCCAGAACGACAUCACGCUCGCGUUCCUCGCCAACCUCACGCUGCCCGAGGUCGAGCGGGAGCUCGCCGCCUCCGCCGCCAUGGUCGCCGACGCCGUCCGCGCGCUGCGCGCGAGCGGCGCCCGCAAGUUCUGGGUGUACAACACGGGGCCCAUCGGCUGCCUCCCCCAAACGCUGGCGCUGCGGCAGAAGCCCGGCGACGAGCUCGACGCCGCCGGCUGCCUCGCCGAGUACAACGCCGCGGCGAGGUCGUUCAACGCCGAGCUCGCCGCCGCGUGCCGACGCCUCGCCGCGGAGCUCGGCGGCGGCGAGGACGGCGCCACGGUGGUGUGCACCGACAUGUACGCGAUCAAGUACGAGCUGUUCGCCAACCACAGCAGGUACGGCUUCGAGCGGCCGCUGAUGGCGUGCUGCGGCCAUGGCGGGCCGCCGUACAACUACGCCAACCUCAAGACGUGCGGGCAGCCGACGGCGACGGCGUGCCCGGAGGGGGAGAGGCACGUCAUCUGGGACGGCGUGCACUACACGGAGGACGCCAACGCCAUCGUCGCCCGCAAGAUACUCUCCGGCGACUUCUCCUCGCCGCGCACCAAGCUCAAGGCGCUCUGCAAGUGAUGAAGAAGACUUCUGCACCGACGACCAAAUUAAUUAAGUUGAUAAUUAACCGAGGUUGCAUGUUAACCUGUGAUUAAUUAAGAAAUUAAUUAGAUGAAUAAAAUGACUGGAAUUUGCUUUCGGUCACAAUAAAAUGCGAACAAUCUCGAUUCAUA